Phaeoacremonium minimum UCRPA7 is the source of this 1425-nucleotide messenger RNA. Its product is annotated as putative allophanate hydrolase protein. Bases 1 to 1425 code for a protein of 474 amino acids. The transcript has a single exon. Gene Ontology annotation, molecular function: catalytic activity. Lineage: Eukaryota; Fungi; Ascomycota; Sordariomycetes; Togniniales; Togniniaceae. The record is from RefSeq and is a predicted model, not a curated record.
AUGGGUAAAUUCGUGGUCAAUUUUGCUAUUGAGCAUCUACUCUCGAGCUACCUGGACGGAGACUUGUCUCCAGUGGAUGUCAUUGAGUCCGUAUACGAGAGACUGGAGGCCUACCAUGAUAGAGCUGUUUGGAUCUCUGUAGCCCUCAAGGAGGAUGCAAUCAAACGGGCCAGGACACUCGCGACGCAUGGCCCAACGACAACUCUGCCACUGUAUGGGAUACCGUUCUCGGUGAAGGACUCGAUCGAUGUUGAAGGAUACGACACCACCCUAGCUUGCCCAUCAUAUGCUUACAAGGCGAAUCGCACUGCACCAGUGGUGCAAAGGAUCCUUGAUGCCGGCGGGAUCUUCAUCGGCAAGACUAACCUGGACCAAUUCGCGACCGGCUUGAACGGUAAUCGUUCUCCAUACGGUACCCCUCGUUGUGUUUAUGAUGCCGAGUACAUCUCAGGUGGUAGCUCAUCUGGGUCGGUGGUGAGCGUUGCUGCGAGCCUGGUCUCUUUUACUGUCGCAACGGACACAGCUGGGAGUACGAGAGUCCCAGCGUCCCUGAAUGGAGUUGUCGGCUUCAAGCCAACGCUGGGCACUUUGUCGACCGUUGGUCUCGUUCCCGCUUGCAAGACAGCAGACUGCAUCACCAUUAUUGCUAGGACGGUGGAUGACGUUAAGUCGGCCUGGGAUGUGAUGAAGUGGUUCGACGAGGAGGAUGUCUACGCUCGAAGGCUGCCGCCCUCGUGGCCUUGGAGCUGGUCCACAAGAACCAACGAGGUUCGAUUCGGCGUGCCUCCAGACGACCUCCUAAAGGUUCUGUCUCCAGACUACGCUGCUCUCUUCUCGACCGCAGUUCGAACCCUGGAAUCAGAUCUCAACCUUAUCCCGGCAGCCUUUGAGUACGACGCCUUCCAGUCUGCCAAUAACAUGCUGUAUGGUUCCUCGAUUGUCGCCCAACGCAUCGUGGCUUUUGACGAUUACAUCUCAGUCCACGGGCUCUCCAAGCUGCACCCCGUGAUCAAGGCCAUUUUUGAAGCCUCUUCGGGCUUCGAUGCGGUGCGAGCAUACAAGGACAUCUUCGACCUUCAGCUGUACAGGCGGCAGGCGGAGCAGCAGUUCAGAGACAACAUCGACGUGCUGGUCGUCCCAAGCACGGUGACGCAUUUCACAGUGGCCGAGAUCGACGAGGACCCGAUCGAGCGGAACAAGCUGAUGGGCAGCUUCACACACUUUGUCAACCUCCUGGACCUGUGCGCCGUGGCCGUUCCGACCGGCACUUGGACGAACAAGAACGGCCGCCAGAUGCCGUUUGGCGUGACGCUGAUCGGCCAGGCGGGGAGGGACGAGCAACUACUGGAGCUGGGCAGAGAGUUGACGCUGGCGAGCGGAUUCGUGCCUCGAGAAGGACCUUUCGAGGGCGCCUCGGCUACCUAG